Molecule: messenger RNA, 1312 nt
Organism: Photinus pyralis (common eastern firefly)
Lineage: Eukaryota; Metazoa; Arthropoda; Insecta; Coleoptera; Lampyridae
Product: neuropeptides capa receptor-like
Exons: 3
Coding region: 47-1213 (388 amino acids)
Biological process (GO): G protein-coupled receptor signaling pathway
Cellular component (GO): plasma membrane
Molecular function (GO): G protein-coupled receptor activity
Source: RefSeq, a predicted model, not a curated record
CGUCCGAAAAUCGCGCGCGCUUUUCGCCGAUGGACGAAACGAAAUCAUGAAUUUCACAGAUUUUUUGUUUAACGGAACAAAUGCGACCACGCUGCACGAAUUUAGCGCAAUCGAGCUGGUGCAGUUGUACUAUACACCGAUUCUCGUCUAUUUGGGUACUAUUGGAAAUGCGCUAUCGAUGGUGGUGUUUUUCAAGACCAAGCUGAAGAAGCUCUCCUCGUCGUACUAUUUGGCAAGUUUGGCGCUGAGUGAUAGUGUUUUCUUGUUGUCGCUCUUCGUGGUCUGGUUAAAUAUGGUCGAUGUCAACUGGUUCAACCAACAUGGUGUUUGCCAGUUGAUGGUUUACUUGACUGGAGCGUGCAGCUUUUUGAGCGUUUGGUUGGUGUUGGCGUUUACAGUUGAACGUUUCAUCGCUGUACGCUACCCCUUACUAAGACAGUCCGUCUGUACGGUUUCGCGAGCAAAAAUGAUCAUCUCAAUUCUGGUAGUGUUAUCGAUAUUAAUAUUUUCGCCCCUCCUGUUAUUUGCACGCGUCCAGGUGGUGCCUCAGAAGACGACCGAAUUGUGCACGAUCGACUCAGAUUUCGAAAAUUUCGCAACCGUCUUUAAUAUAAUCGACACGGCUGUCACGUUUGUGAUUCCCGUUUUUGUAAUCGUGAUUUUAAACACUUGCAUCAGCCGCACGAUUUGGAAAUUGGGCAGCGUACGCCGAAAGUUAACAUAUCGAGGCGCCCUUCCUGAGGUUCCAACGCACAGCAAGAGAGAAAGCACGAAAGGUUGCCGCGUAAAACCGUCUGUCCAUCUGUCUCAGAAUAAAAUAACAAAAAUGUUGUUAGUGGUGUCCACGGUAUGCUUGUGCUUAAAUUUCCCCAGCUAUUUAAUGAGAGUGCUCACAUAUUUGAUCGAGCUGAGAGUAAUCGAAGACGUCAACAUUCCACUAUUUCUUACAGUGCAACAUUGCUGCCUGCAACUAUUUAAUACGAACUUCGGAAUUAACUUCGUUCUUUACUGCAUAAGCGGUCAAAAUUUCCGGAAGGCCAUGCAGUCACUGUUUUGCAAAAGAAGACUCGGACGAACAGGAACCACGGCAUUUACAGUUUCAGAAAGUCGAACUCAAUCGAGCGCGUCAUCAAUUACGAAAAAAAGGAAGAACACCAACACCACAAAUAAUGGGAUAGAGCAAGAACUAAUGACGAUUCAUGUGUACAACUAAAUGAUCCCAGUGGUCCCCUCUAUGUAUCUCUCAGGUUGAGGCAGGAAACGCAAACGUGAAAGAUGUUCCGAUAUAAAAAUCCAACGUACAAUUAUAAAC